Chlorella variabilis is the source of this 1132-nucleotide messenger RNA. RefSeq lists its product as hypothetical. The coding region runs from base 57 to 842 and encodes 261 amino acids. Gene Ontology annotation, molecular function: structural constituent of ribosome; RNA binding. The record is from RefSeq and is a predicted model, not a curated record. Lineage: Eukaryota; Viridiplantae; Chlorophyta; Trebouxiophyceae; Chlorellales; Chlorellaceae. Gene Ontology annotation, biological process: translation. The transcript is spliced from 7 exons. Gene Ontology annotation, cellular component: ribosome; cytosolic small ribosomal subunit.
CAUCCAAGAGAGGCUUGCCUGGUUGCGUGCGGUAGUCGGCCGCAACAGCAGGCAAGAUGGCGCGCGGCCCCAAGAAGCACCUGAAGCGCUUGAAUGCGCCCAAGCAUUGGAUGCUGGAUAAGCUGGGCGGCAUCUUUGCCCCCAAGCCCUCCCCCGGCCCCCACAAGACCCGGGAGUGCCUGCCGCUCAUCCUGCUGCUGCGCAACCGCCUGAAGUAUGCGCUGACUGGCAAGGAGGUGACCAGCAUCCUGAUGCAGCGGCUGGUGGAGGUGGACGGCAAGGUGCGCACCGACAAGACCUACCCCGUGGGCUUCAUGGACGUUAUCGACAUCCCCAAGACCGACGAGCACUUCCGCCUUGUGUACGACGCCAAGGGCCGCUUUGUGGUGCACCGCAUCACCAAGGAGGAGGCCAGCUACAAGCUGUGCAAGGUCAAGCGGCUGGCAUUCGGCAAGGGCGGCAUCCCGCACAUCGGCACGCACGACGGCCGCACCGUGCGCUACCCCGACCCCGAGAUCAAGGUGAACGACACUGUGAUGCUGGACCUGGAGAGCGGCAAGGUGAAGGACUUCAUCAAGUUUGAUGUGGGCAACCUGGCCAUGGCCACGGGCGGCCACAACAACGGCCGCGUGGGCACCAUUGUGCACAAGGAGAAGCACAAGGGCUCCUUCGACAUUGUGCACAUCAAGGACGCGGCGGGCCACACCUUUGCCACCCGCAUGACCAAUGUGUUUGUGAUUGGCAAGGGCGACAAGCCCAUGAUCUCGCUGCCCAAGGGCAAGGGCAUCCGGCAGAGCAUCCUGCAGGAGCAGGCCAAGCUGUACGGCAAGACGCAGGCGUGAGCCUGCGGCACGCCCCAGCGGCCCUCCUCCCGAGCCCUCGCCCCCACGGGGCGCGGGCCGGGAGCGGAUGCGCCCGCCAGGCGGCAGCGCGCCACCUGGCGUGCCUCCGCAGCAGCAGAGAUGGGUGGCGGCGGCCCCACCCGCACGCCAGCCCAGUCAGCAGCAGCUGCUAGCAGCAUAGGCAGGUCCCCCUGGGACGGCCCGCUGCCAGCGCACACCCAGCAGCUGCCGAGGCGAUAUUGCAGCACCAUUAGGCUUGUAAAAGCAAGAUAUUGUCGAGAGAGGUGCAG